Fusarium sp. VM40 is the source of this 1113-nucleotide messenger RNA. The record is from the annotation of a GenBank genome assembly. NCBI's taxonomy places the organism in Eukaryota, Fungi, Ascomycota, Sordariomycetes, Hypocreales, Nectriaceae.
AUGGCGGACGCUCCCAACGAUGCGCCUGCUGCUGCGCCUUUCCAGGCCGUUCAAGUCGAGGCUCUGGUCAUCAUGAAGAUCGCCAAGCACUGCUCUUCGGCUUUCCCCUCUGUUGCGACCGGAGCUAUUGUCGGUAUGGAGAGGGAAUCUCUCCUCGAGGUCACCAACACAUUCCCUUUCCCUACCGUCGACCCCGCCACGACCGACAACAACAACAACAACAACAACCACCAGAACGAUGCCUCGCAGCUCGCCGCUGCUGCUCCCCGACAGAAGGGCAACAUUCACUACCAGAACGAGAUGAUCCGUCAUCUCAAGGAGGUCAACGUCGAUGCCAACAACGUUGGUUGGUACACAAGUGCCACCAUGGGCAACUUUGUCAACAUGAACUUCAUCGAGAACCAGUUCCACUACCAAAGCGCCAACGAGAACACCGUCGCCCUUGUCUACGACGCCAGCAAGAGUUCUCAGGGUAACCUGACCUUCCGGGCUUUCCGCCUGUCCCCCGCUUUCAUGACCGCCUACAAGGAGGGCAAGUUCACAACCGAGAGCCUACAAAAGUCGAAGCUUACCUUCAAGGACAUCCUCAGCGAGAUUUCCGUCAACGUCCACAACUCUCACCUCCUCACAACCUUCCUCCACCAGAUUCCCUCGGCUCCCAUCAAGGGCGAUAUUGAGCAGCCCUCAUCGCUAGCUGACCUCAACCGCAACGCUCUUGAGCCUCCCCUGUACCCCUCCAUCGACAACUUGGACCUUGCGAUCGACCCCUUCCUCGAGAAGACCUGCGAUCUCCUCCUCGAGAGCAUCGAGUCGCACUACACCGACCUCAACAACUUCCAAUUCUACCAGCGACAGCUCGGCCGUGAGCAGACCAAGAUCACACAAUGGCAGACCAAGCGCAAGGCUGAGAAUGCCCAGCGCGCUGCUGCCAAGCAGGCCCCUCUGCCUGAGGACGAGUGGCAGCGACUGUUCAAGCUUCCCCAGGAGCCCAGCCGACUGGAGGGUAUGCUGAACGCGAAGCAGGUGGAGCAAUACAGCAAGCAGGUGGAUGGAUUCACAGCCAACGUCAGUGCCAAGAUGUUUGCCGUGCGGGAGGAUCUGUUGCCCAAAUAG